Caretta caretta (loggerhead turtle) is the source of this 4527-nucleotide messenger RNA. RefSeq names its product mutS homolog 6 (gene MSH6). The record is from RefSeq and is a predicted model, not a curated record. Gene Ontology annotation, biological process: mismatch repair. Lineage: Eukaryota; Metazoa; Chordata; Testudines; Cheloniidae. Gene Ontology annotation, cellular component: MutSalpha complex; nucleus. Gene Ontology annotation, molecular function: ATP binding; mismatched DNA binding; ATP-dependent DNA damage sensor activity.
GAGAGCGCGCUGCGGCUCUGCUUUUCCCUCUCCCCCCUCGGUAGCAAGGGCCAUCAGCUGAUUGGCCGCAGAGAGGGAGAGGAGGGGCAGGAACCCAGCAUGUUGAGGGAAGAGGUGGGGGGAGGGGGAAGCUUGCCUGUCCUGCAAGGAGAGAGCAGUGGAUGAAAAAGAGUGGGCCAGGCAGGAUUUUUAAUGGCACGCUGUUGUCUGCCGGGGUCCCCACGCAUCACUAGAUUGUUAAAGGGACAGCGUCAAGAUAGUUUCACUUACAUUACAGUUAACUGGAAAGAACAAAGGAAAUGGGUUACCUAGGGAGGUUAUGGGAUCUCUGGCACUGGAGGCUUUUAAGAACAGGUUAGAUAAACUUACAUCAAGGAGGGUCCAAGUAUACUUUUACCCACCCUGCCAUGCUGAGGCAGGAUUAUGUACACUGCAGCGGAGAAGUGUAAUUUCCAGCUUGAGUAAGACAGACCUGUGAUAGCUCAACUUGAGCUAGUAUGCUUACAAUAGCAGUGUUGGAUGUUGCUCAUGCCACCAUCAGUGCUGCUAGUUGCCUGGGGUCAGGGGUCAGGUGGGUUUGGAAUCUGGAAGCUAGCUGAAGCUGCUAUCAGUGCUGCAACAGCCAUACUAUUUUUAGCAUACUAGCUCAACCUGAGCUAGCAUGACCCUGUUUACUUUUGCUGGAAAUCUCACCACCUAGCUGCAGUGUGGACAUAACUUUGAGGUCACUUUCAGCUCUAUGUUUCUGUGAUUUUUAAAAAGAAGUCUUACUUCAGUUUGUGUUUUGACAGCACUUUGAUCUGUUUCACAUUUCUCUUGCUAUGUGUGAUUCAGACAGCAACAAGGAAGAAAGUCUUAAAAUGUAGUAAAAAACCAAAAAACAAAAACAGGAGUACUUGUGGCACCUUAGAGACUAACAAAUUCAUUAGAGCAUAAGCUUUCGUGGGCUACAGCCAACUUCAUCGGAUGCACUGAAUGGAACAUAUGGUUAGUGAAAGUGCUUCGGGCAACAGUGAAGAUUAUGAUAGUGAGGAGGAGGAGAAAAAAAAAAAGCUGCCGGCAAGCAGGUGGAGAAGUGGUGGGAAAGCCAAAAAACGAAGAGUGGUGGACUCUGACAGUAACAAUGAAGGUUCAGAUGAAGAGUUUAAACCAGAUGCUAAAGAUGAAGCAAGCAGUGAUGAAGCAAGCAGCGGAAUGGGCGAAGGUGAAUCUGCCAGCUCUGAGACAGACACGAAGAUGGAUGCAGAUAGUCCUGUGAAAGUCCCUUCUAAACGAAAGAGAGAAACUGACCGCAAACCUGCUAAAAGGAAUAGGUUGGAAAAUGACCAUCCUGAAACACCCAAAAGAGCAAUAACUGUUUUAUUAGAAACCAAGUCAAGGCUGACCUCUUUUGCAGCGCCUGAAAACUUUGAGUCUCAGCCAAAUGUUAGCAGUUCUACUAUAUGGGAACAUGAUAAACUUGAAUGGCUUCAGGAAGGGAAAAAGAGAGAUGGAUGUAGAAGACGACAAAGUGAUCCUCAUUACGACCCAUGUACCCUUCAUGUGCCAGAGGACUACCUUAACAAGUGUACCCCAGGAAUGCGGAAGUGGUGGCAGCUAAAGUCUCAGAACUUUGAUGCUGUAAUCUUCUACAAAGUUGGGAAGUUCUAUGAGUUGUAUCAUAUGGAUGCAGUCACUGGUGUAAAUGAGCUGGGACUGAUAUUUAUGAAAGGUAUUUGGGCCCAUUCAGGUUUUCCAGAAAUUGCAUUUGGCAGAUUCUCUGAUGUUCUAGUACAGAAGGGGUACAAAGUAGUCCGGGUUGAGCAGACAGAGACUCCUGAGAUGAUGGAAGCACGCUGCAGAUCCCUGGCCCACCCAACAAAGUUUGAUAGGGUUGUACGCAGAGAAAUAUGCAGGAUAAUUACCAAAGGGACACAGACCUACAGUGUUCUGGAUGGAGACCCUUCUGAAAAACUUAAUAAAUACCUUCUCAGUGUAAAAGAAAAAGUUGAAGACACUUCUGGCCACCACCGUGCAUAUGGUGUCUGUUUUGUUGACACAUCGGUGGGAAAAUUUUAUGUGGGCCAGUUUCCAGAUGACCGCCACUGCUCCAGGUUUAGAACUUUGGUGGCACACUACACUCCGGUGCAGAUCCUGUUUGAGAAGGGAAAUCUGUCUGCAGACACACACAAGAUAUUAAAAGGCUCACUCUCUUCUUCCAUGCAAGAAGGCUUGAUCUCUGGCUCCCAGUUCUGGAAUGCAUCUAAAACACUGAAAACUCUAAUUGAAGAAAGCUACUUUGAGGAUAAGCAAAAUGUUGAUGAUAGGUUUAUUCUGCCUCCUGUGAUCAAAUCCAUGACAUCAGAAAUUGACUCUCUGGGUCUUACUCCUGGUGAAAACUCUGAGUUAGCUUUGUCAGCUCUCGGUGGAUGUGUCUUCUACCUCAAGAAAUGCCUUAUUGACCAGGAGCUCUUAUCUCUGGCAAACUUUGAGGAGUAUGUUCCUGUGGACAUUGAUGUUGUAAAAGCUAAAGGAUCAAGCAGUUUCUUUGCUAAAACCAAUCAGCGGAUGGUGCUGGAUGGGGUGACACUAACAAACUUGGAAAUCCUGCAGAAUGGAACUACUGGCACCACAGAAGGCACAUUACUGGAAAGGAUUGACAUUUGUUGUACCCCUUUUGGAAAGCGACUCCUGAAACAGUGGAUAUGUGCACCCCUCUGUAAUCCCCACUCCAUCAAUGAUCGUUUGGAUGCAGUUGAAGAUCUUCUGGCAGUUCCUGAUAAAAUGUUUGAAGUUAGUGAACUUCUGAAGAAACUUCCAGAUCUUGAAAGGCUCCUAAGCAAAAUUCACAGUAUUGGAUCACCACUUAAAAGUGAGACUCAUCCAGACAACAGGGCUAUCUUUUAUGAAGAAACCAGAUACAGUAAAAAAAAAAUCACUGACUUCUUGUCUACAUUGGAAGGAUUUAAAGUAAUGCUUGAGACCAUAGGGAUCAUGGAAGAAAUUGCUGCUGAUUUCAAAUCUAAAAUACUUAAGCAGUUAGUCACUCUGAAGUCGAAAAAUCCAGAGGGCUGUUUUCCAGACCUGAGUACAGAACUUAAAAGAUGGGAUACUGCUUUUGACCACAAUGAGGCUCGAAAGACUGGAGUGAUUACUCCGAAGGCUGGGUUUGACCCUGAUUAUGAUAAAGCACUAAAGGAUAUUACAGACAUUGAAGAGAAUCUUCGGGAGUAUUUGGAUAAACAACGCAAACGGCUUGGAUUCAAAGCCAUGCUUUAUUGGGGAGCAGGCAAAAACCGCUACCAAAUGGAAAUUCCAGAAAAUGCAAUAUCUCACAAUUUGCCUGAGGAAUAUGAAUUGAAGUCCACCAGAAAGGGUUAUAAACGUUACUGGACCAAGGAGAUAGAGAAGAUGCUGGCGGAGAUGGUCAAUGCUGAAGAACGGAGAGAUGCAGCGCUGAAAGACUGUAUGAGGAGACUGUUCCACAAUUUUGAUAAAAAUAGCAAAGACUGGCAAACAGCAGUGGAAUGCUUUGCUGUAUUAGAUGUCUUGAUGUGCCUCGCUAACUAUAGUCAAGAGGGUGAUGGACCAUUCUGCCGACCUGUAAUUCUACUGCCAGAACAGAAUACUCCACCCUUCUUGGAGCUUAAAGGUUCACGCCAUCCAUGCAUUACAAAAACGUUUUUUGGGGAUGAUUUUAUUCCUAAUGAUAUUGUGAUAGGUUCCAAGAAUGAAGAUGAAGACAGCAAUAGUGAAGCCUACUGUGUUUUAGUAACUGGCCCAAACAUGGGUGGCAAAUCUACACUAAUGAGACAGGCUGGCCUUUUGGCAAUAAUGGCUCAGUUGGGAUGCUAUGUACCUGCUGAAGCUUGCAGGCUUACUCCUAUUGACAGAGUAUUUACAAGACUAGGUGCCUCGGACAGAAUUAUGUCAGGAGAGAGUACCUUUUUUGUUGAGCUGAGUGAGACUUCCAGCAUACUCCGGCAUGCAACAGAGCAUUCCCUUGUGCUUGUGGAUGAACUAGGUAGAGGCACAGCUACUUUUGAUGGCACAGCUAUAGCAAGUGCAGUUGUUAAAGAACUUGCAGAAAAUAUAAAGUGUCGCACACUUUUUUCUACACAUUAUUAUUCAUUAGUAGAGGACUAUUCACACAGUGCUGCUGUGCAACUGGGCCAUAUGGCAUGUAUGGUUGAAAAUGAGAGUGAAGAUCCAAGCCAGGAAACUAUUACAUUCCUCUAUAAAUUCAUUAGAGGAGCUUGUCCUAAAAGCUAUGGCUUCAAUGCAGCAAGGCUUGCUAAUAUUCCAGAGGAAGUUAUUCAGAAAGGUCACAGAAAAGCACGAGACUUUGAGAAAGUUACACUUUCACUGAGACUGUUUAAGCACCUUUGCCUGGUGGCAGAGAAUGCAGCAGGAGAUAAAGCUGUUCCUAAACUGAUGACUGUGAUCAAUAAUCUGUAAGAUACAGUAACAAGUGUUACUGGUGGUUUUCUCACAAAGAUGGUAUGCAGACAACAUUAUGAUCUAAUAAACUUUAUUUUUUAAAAAUGA